ACACAAGUGACACGUACAUCAAAGUAGCAUGGGUGCGCUUGGCUAAUUUAUUAAAAUAUCGAAGUCUAUACUUUCCCAGCCACGAAAAAGCGGUGUUAAUAAGGGAAAAAACCCCGCGAAAUGAGGGUGAGGUGAGGAUGUGACCACCAAGCUGGCAACAGUGUGGAGUGUGUGUGGGGACGGUUUUAUCGGCGGCUCUGUUGAACUCCUUUAUUCUUGUUAGUUUAUCUGCUGCGCCGCGCCUCUCACCCCUGCUAUAGACUUUGGAGCGUGGCCAGUAUGCUGGGCUAAGACUGAGUUCACCCUCAGCAGCCUAGGGACAGGGGAAAGCGAGCCCAAGGAUUGUUUACCGAGAUGGCGUCGACGUGCUGUCCCUCCUGAGGCCGCCUGCAAGUGCCGCUUUAUUUAUCCUGCUGUGUGUGCGUGAGGGCGUGAGCGUGGCGGUGGCAGGCCCUAGCUCACCCCGGGAGUAUGGUAAGAUGGAGGUGGAUGUCAGCGAGGUGUUGGCGGCUAUCGGAACCCUCUACGAUGCCCAGGUCCACGACAAGCAGAAGCACGACCAGGCGUCCCGCUGGCUGGGGCAGCUGCAGCGAUCGGUACAAGCGUGGAAGGUUGCCGAUCAGCUCCUUCACCUUAAACACGAUGGCAACUCGUGCUUCUUUGCGGCACAGACACUCCGCACCAAGAUUCAGCUAUACUUUGGGGAGCUGCCAGUGGAAGCGCAUGCAUCCCUCCGUGCCUCCAUGCUGGAACACAUGGGCCACAUCACAGAGCACACCUACCAGGGCAUUGCCACCCAGCUGUGUGUGGCCCUCGCUGACCUGGCCCUCCACAUGGCCGCCUGGAAUGACCCUAUAGGUGACCUUAUAACUCAAUUUGGGCCGGAGUCAUCAACCCCCAACCUUGUCCCUCUGCUGGAGGUGCUCAUUGCCCUGCCGGAGGAGCUGCACUCACGACAGCUCCGCCUUGGACUCAACAGACGCAAGCAGCUUGAUGAUUACUUCCGCUGUCAAGUUCCUAACAUCAUCAAGAUCUUGCACCUGGUAGUGGUGAGCGAGGGAGCCAGCAAGGAAAGCACCCACCUCAAGGCCCUGCGCUGCCUAGCCUCAUGGUUCAACAUCCACACUCAGAAUUGGGUCCUUCUUCUAAACACUUGCCUUGUUGAUGACAUCCUCACUGUUGUUGGUAACCCGCAAGUGGCCCCCAGGCUGCAUGAGAUUGCAACAGACUGUGUGUGUUCAGCGAUGAUCAUGCUUGAGGCGGAGAGGAUUCAGCCCUUGGCAGAAACCCUCUUUGCGGGUGUGCUGCAGAUGGGUAAUGCAUACCACAUGGCUGUGGCCUUGGAGGACAUAAAUGCCAUCACCAACUAUGCCAGAAUCUUCUCUGAACUUGGAGAAACUCUUGUGGAGGUGAUGGUGGAGCAGCCUGGGCAGGGUCUGGGCUCUCUUCAAGUCCUCCACCUCCUUCUCACCUGUAUUGGCCACCAUGAUUGGGAGGUGGCUGAGAUUACUUUCAACUUUUGGUACAAGCUGUCGGAGGUGCUGUAUAAGAAGAACUGUGAUAACGUCAAUGAGCAGUUCAAGCCUUAUGUCGAACGGCUCAUUGAGGCACUCUACCGACACUGCCAGAUGGAGCCAGACCACGACACCAUCUUGGCACAGCAAGAUGACUUUUAUGAGUUCCGGGAACGUGUACAGGAGUUGAUCAAGGAUGUGGUUUUCAUCUGUGGUUCCAAGCUGUGCUUCCAACAAAUGGCACAUGUCCUCCAGGCACCUGAUGUCACCAAGAAUUGGAACCUCUUGGAAGCAGCACUGUUCAUCAUGCAGAGUGUCGCCAAGAACUUGGUACCGGAAGAAAGUGAUGUGGUGCCGCCCAUCCUGGAGGGGGUACUGAGCCAACCUGAGGAUGUGCACCUACAAGUGGCCUUCACUUCCGUGCAGCUGCUGGCAGAGCUCAACGAGUGGAUAGCCUGCCACCCAACCUUCCUGCCCCAUGUCCUCCAGUUCCUCACACAACGGUUACACAACAAACACUUGGCCACUGUCUCAGCAAAGGCCCUGGAUGCUAUCUGCCAAAGCUGCCGGGACCACAUUGAGCAGCACUUUGAUGGUCUCAUGCAGAUCAUUGCCUCCCUGGACUCCUUCAGCAUCAGUAACGAGGCAGUGGUGGGACUGCUCAAGGGUGUUGCCUCCAUCCUAGGCCGCCUUCCUCGUUCUCGCAUCAAAGAUGACAUGCGGCAGCUCUGUCUCCUCCAGAUUACCAGUCUUGGGAAGCUGAUUGAGGAGAAUGUUCCAUCUGAGAAGAACACCAAAAGUGACCCAGUUGUGUGGCUGGACCGUCUCGCCGCCAUCUUCCGUAAUGUGAACCCCACUGUGCAAAAUGGGGAGCAACAUCCCUGCCAGGAGGUGGUGAUGGAGGUGUGGCCCACACUGUCACUGACUUUCCAAAAGUACAGCAGUGACCUGCGUGUCAUGGAGCACUGCUGCCGCUGCCUGCGCUUUGCUGUGCGUUGUGUCCACCAGCAGUCAGCACCUCUCCUCUCUCCUCUUGUUGAGCAGAUUGUAGGGCUGUAUGUAGCUCAUGGACACAGCUGCUUCCUGUACCUGGGCAGCAUCCUGGUGGAUGAGUAUGCCAGUGAGGCCGGCUGUGUAGGAGGGCUGCUGGCCAUGCUGGAGGCUUUCACGCAGCCCACUUUUAACCUCCUCACACAGCCCAAUGGCUUCCGUGACCAUCCAGACACUGUGGAUGACUGGUUUAGGCUGUGUGCCAGGUUCCUGCAGAGAGCUCCUGUGGCCUUCCUGCAGUGCUCAGCUGUUAACACCAUUUUGGAGUGUGGUCUACAGGCUUGCAUGCUGGACCAUAAGGAGGCCAACUCAGCGGUGCUCAAGUUCUUCCAAGAUCUCGUUGAGGCCGGGAGGAAACAUGAGGAUCGCCCUGACUUCGAGACCCGAAGGAGACUGGUUACAGAGAUCUUCAACACUCAUGGGGAGAGUCUCGUGGGAAACUUGGUGACGGCAGCUGUGUUCAUCCUCCCGCAGUACAUGCACCAUGAUGUUGCCGAAACCUUCUUCCAGAUUAUGCAAUAUGACCGUCCAAAGUUCUGUGGGUGGCUGGAGGCGAAGCUGAAGGUCCUGCCAACAAAGAAUGCUGGUGGAGUGGAAGCUGUCAGUACUACAGAGCUGGCAGAGUUCCACAAGGCAGUGACACAGGCCGAGCGCACGAAGGAGAUCACCCGAGCUCUCGUUGACUUUUCCCGGUUCUUUAGCUGACAGGAUGGGCCAGCUAGGUGAGGCAGCCACCUUGGAAGGUAUCUGUCUGUGACAAGAACGGGGGAGGGUGUGGUUAGGUGUCUUGGGUAUGUUGUGCCACGUCUGGGGAUGGCCUAUGGCCUGCCCAACCCCCUGGCCUUGGGUGGUGAAGAGUGGACUGUCACAUUGUCUGUGAUUCUCCUGCUAGAGAAUCAUGAAAUGACAGCUAUUAAAAUAUCUAUUUUUUACUCUCUGGGAAUGUGCAAAUUCCUGGAAUAGUUGUCAAUUAAAUUUUGUCUUUUAUCCCCUGGUGGGAUGAUUUAUCAACAGAUUGAGGUCUGCACUUACCUAAGUCAUUCACCUCUUCUCCAAGCACUCCCAGCAUCAAAACAAACAAAAUAAUUUUGAUGGGUGAUUUUCCUUCACUACCCCUUUGACAGGGAAGUUAUUAUUUCUUCUUUCCCAUUCAUAAAAUUGAAAUUAUUUGAGUUUUAUUGUUUUAUGUCUGGCAGUGAGUGUGGGAGGUUCAAGGUCUGAAAGUCCUAUAAAAAUGAACAACUCAUCAUACUAAACCUCUGGACGCUGGCCAAGUUGCAGAGUAAUCUGAAGAGUAAACGUUUUAGCUACUCAACUUACAGGUAUAAAUAUUGCACCAGACAGACUUGUAUAAAUUGUAGAUUCCGUUUUAUAUUUUUAUUCUGCAUGUGGCCAGGAGUCAUGACUUGCGUAGAGGUUUCUGCUGAAUUUAUCUGCUGGCCUCUGCUUCCCUCUUGUGAUAGAGAGGCUGCUGCUGCUGUUGUUGCUGCUGCUUCUGCCCUCUCCAGCAGUCAACACUUGAGAAGUUUCUACAUCCAUCAAAAAUUCCAUGACUGUUGGCCAACUUGCUCUUGCCAUCUAGUGGCAGUGGGGUAUAAGUUUGAAGAUUCUCUGAUGGUGCAGUGCAGGUUAUUAUUUUUCUUUUUGAUGAACAUUUCCAGACAUUUGACAAAUCAAAGUGUUUCAUUUCAUAAAAGAAUUCCCAUAUGCCGGAUUAAUUCUUGCAAUAUUUCUACAUUGAUAUUUUUACUUGUAAAGAAUCGUUUCUUUUACGUUGCUGGGAUCAAUUCUAGUCCAAGCUUACUCUCGGUUCCUCCAGUCACUGCACAUCAGCUAGUCUGUGUGUAGCCAGCCGUAAGAAAGCCAUGCUUUGAUCUGUUUGUUAUCUUGAAAUCUGUCACACAAGUUGAUUUCACACUGAAUUUCAGAGACUCAGGAAGUGACAGUGUUUGGACUAAGCAAUUUCCCAGAUUCAUCACAAAGUUACUUUUCAAAACUAUGCCACUUUUCUUGAUGUAUGAAACCUGUCUUGUCAUGGGGAAUGCACUUUUGAUGGGGCCUUUAACCUACCCUAAGUUCUACCUUUGUCCAAAGUAUUGUUGGAAGUUACUCCAUGGAGAAGUGCAUGUGUAGGGAAGUCAGUGUGGUGAGGAGUCGUUACCUUGCCAUAAGGUAGUCUCCUACUCAAGAUGGAAGUGGUUGGUACAGCAGUGAGAUAUAUGAGAGAGGAGGAGUAUUUUUACACCUCUUGCCCCUCCCCCAUCCCCACUCCAUACCACUGAGGUCAUUCCCCACCCAUAUGUGGCUGGCAUAUUUGUUUUGUUAAGAUAAAUACAGUCAUAAUUACUUUGUA
Eriocheir sinensis (Chinese mitten crab) is the source of this 4917-nucleotide messenger RNA. It is a transcript of the gene Tnpo-SR, whose product is annotated as transportin-3-like. The coding region runs from base 480 to 3269 and encodes 929 amino acids. Gene Ontology annotation, biological process: protein import into nucleus. The record is from RefSeq and is a predicted model, not a curated record. Gene Ontology annotation, molecular function: small GTPase binding. The transcript is spliced from 17 exons. NCBI's taxonomy places the organism in Eukaryota, Metazoa, Arthropoda, Malacostraca, Decapoda, Varunidae. Gene Ontology annotation, cellular component: cytoplasm; nuclear membrane.